Molecule: messenger RNA, 1980 nt
Organism: Carica papaya (papaya)
Lineage: Eukaryota; Viridiplantae; Streptophyta; Magnoliopsida; Brassicales; Caricaceae
Source: RefSeq, a predicted model, not a curated record
AGUAGUCCAGUUUGCCCCUUCACUUGAGCACGCCGUCUAUUCCGCCGUCACUCGGCCCUCCGGACGACUCCACCUUAAAUCUCGCCUGGAUAUUAGCCUUCAGACACAAACCCUAAUAUAUAUAUAUAUAUAUAUGUGUGUGUGUGUGUGUGUGCGUGCACUCACACCACAUUUGAAGGCAGAUCUUCUCCCAAACAAUUCCCUAUCAAUUCUCAGUGGUAAAAUUCUCGGGAGACAAGGAAAAACUUUCAGUUGAAAAUGGUUAUGGGCGCCAAACUCUCAUCAAGAUUCAUUAUCUUCGCUUUUACAUUUCUCCUGUUAGUGGGUUUCUUGACAAUCUCCGGUGCUUCUGAUCCCACUACCGAUGGCGUGGAAAAUGACGAAUCAGACGAUCUUGAACAACUGUUAGCCUUAGACGAAGAGGAAGAGCAACAUGAAGUAGUCCAUGAGAGACUCUCGGAGGCGGACGUGUUGAGUAAGGCACAAAGGAUUGUGCUUGAGCUUAACAGUGAUAACGCCAAGAGGGUAAUUGAUAAUAAUGAGUAUGUGAUGGUUCUUGGUUAUGCUCCUUGGUGUCCAAGGAGUGCUGAGAUAAUGCCCCACUUUGCUGAAGCUGCAACCUCUUUAAAGGAUCUAGGAAGUCCCCUUUUGAUGGCUAAACUUGAUGCUGAGAGAUAUCCCAAAGUGGCUUCCCAGCUUGAGAUCAAAGGGUUCCCUACUCUGCUUCUGUUUACAAAUGGCAGUUCUCAGAUGUACACAGGUGGAUUUUCCGCGGAGGAUAUAGUCAUUUGGGUCAGGAAGAAGACUGGUGCACCUGUUAUUAGAAUAAGCACGGUGGGUGAGGCAGAAGAAGUCCUGAAAAAGUAUCAUAUUUUUGUUCUUGGCUUGUUUCAAAAAUUUGAGGUAUGUGGAUUAAGAUCCCACAACUAUCCUUUCCUUGGAAUUGUUUAACAUGAGCCAGAAAGAUACACUACAUAUGAUGGGACCUUUGGAAUGGAUAAAAUACUGCAGUUUUUGGAUUAUAACAAGUUUCCAUUGGUUACAAAACUGAGUGAAGUCAAUUCUGCCAGGGUUUACUCUAGUCGUCUCAAACAUCAGGUUUUUAUCUUUGCAAAGGCUGAUGAAUUCCAUAAUCUUCUUCAACCUCUUGAAGAUGUUGCAAGAAAGUUCAAAUCAAAGGUAAUGUUUGUAUAUACAGACAUAACAGAUGAAAAUCUUGCAAAGCCCUUCUUGACUUUGUUUGGGCUAGAAGAUUCAGAGAACACUGUGGUGACUGCUUUCAAUACCAAUGUCAGCUCAAAGUUUUUGUUAGAGUCAGAUCCAUCAUCAGGAAUAUAGAGUAAUGUGUAGGAAUUUUGCUUGGGACUUCUGCAUGAUACUCUGUUGCCUUACUUCAAAUCGCAGCCAAUACCAGAUAAUCAAAAUGCAAGUGUCCUGGCUAUUGUGGGGAAGACAUUUGAUGAGCUGGUGGUGGACAGUCCCAAGAAUGUUCUUUUAGAGGUGUACACACCAUGGUGCCUCAACUGUGACACCACAAGCAAGCAAAUUGAGAAGUUGGCUAAGCACUUCAAAAGUUUGGAUAAUCUAAUCUUUGCAAGGAUAGAUGCUUCUGCAAAUGAGCAUCCAAGGCUGCAAGCGGAUGAUUAUCCUACAAUCUUACUUUACAAAGCUGGUGCUAAAGACAAUCCAAUAAAAAUUUCAACCAAAUAUAGCUCAAAAGAGAUGGCAAUGUUUAUCAACAAACAGUUGAGAGGCAAGGAAGAAGCAACCAAAGACGAACUAUAGAAAUAGAAAAGGAGAAAACAGAAGCAAUUUUUGUAGAAACUAUAACACUCAGAGCAUUGGUGAGUAUUUAUUUGUUGUAAUAAAUUGAAACAAUCAUAGUCCACAGAAAUAUAAGCUCAAGUAAAUUAUAUCUAGCGUGAAAAAUAUUGAUAGAUGCUGCAAAUUUAGUCGCCAAAUUAUUUAGUUUAUGGUGAA